Messenger RNA from Penicillium pulvis, 537 nucleotides. RefSeq lists its product as uncharacterized. NCBI's taxonomy places the organism in Eukaryota, Fungi, Ascomycota, Eurotiomycetes, Eurotiales, Aspergillaceae. The record is from RefSeq and is a predicted model, not a curated record. Bases 1 to 537 code for a protein of 178 amino acids. The transcript is spliced from 2 exons.
AUGUCUGACAACAACAACUCUUCUACCAUCGGCUCCUACGUGAACCAGGCCACCGGUGCCGCCCAGCGCGCCAUGGGCUCCAUCACUGGCAACUCCUCCACUCAGGCCAAAGGCGAACUAGCCCAAGAGCAGGGCAAGGAGCAACACGAGAACUCCCACACAACAGCCAAGCUAGGCCCCGUUACUGCCGACCCCCACACUGGCGCAACAGCCACCGACGACCCCAACCGCGCCAACGGUUCCUGGGACCAGACUGUCGGCUCAGCCAAGGAGUCUCUGGGUAACAUGAUCGGCAACGAGAGCCUGCGCCGGGCUGGUGUUGAGCAGAACGCCGCCGGCAAGGAGCAGGAGGCUAAGGGACAGCUUAAGGACUGGGGCGAGGGCAUGCAGAACCGCGCCCAGGGUGCUGUUGGUGGCGUUGCUGCUGCUGUUACUGGUGAUCGGGCCGACGAGAAGAAGUACCAGGAUAUGCACGAUGAGGGCAAGGUCAGACAGCGCGGAGCUGAGGCUGAUAUGUCCAAGCGUCAGGGUCUUUAA